This is a messenger RNA of Gryllus bimaculatus (two-spotted cricket), 1082 nucleotides long. The record is from the annotation of a GenBank genome assembly. Lineage: Eukaryota; Metazoa; Arthropoda; Insecta; Orthoptera; Gryllidae.
AUGCCGCCGUUCAGCUCCACCUGCGCCCCGCCCCCGCCCCGUUCUGUCCCGUCACCGCUCAUCCCCGCCGCCUUCCGCUCCACUUCGCCUCCACCCCCCGGCACCCGGCCCGCCCCGAGCCUCCCGGCGCACGCCCCACCCCGCCCGCGCUCCGCUCCGCCACGCGCCGGUCGCCUCCACCUUGCGCUUUAUCAAACGGAGGAAGCCGGCACGUGCCCGGCGCCGGUGCGGCGCGCCGUGGACUAUCGCGCCAUUCUUGCGGGCCUCACUGCGGUCUCGCCGCCGCCACUGGCGCCGCCACCGUCGCCCCACCUCUCAGAUUUAAUAACGCGCGAUAUUUUACUGCCCAGCACGCAUCUCGAAGGCGGGGCAGUUUCGCGCCACGGACACCACCCCCACCCCAUCACUACCUCCGCCACUGCCACCGCCACUGCCACCGCCACCGCCGCCCUCCGCCUCUGCCGCUGUCACGAUCAUGACCGGCGCCGCCGCCACGGCCCCACUGCACGCCACCACCCGCGCUCCAUCACUACCACCGCAACCGCCGCCGCCGGCCGCCUCCGCCUCCGCCUCCGCCACCGCAAACGCCACCACCAAAGCCAGCGCCAACCCGCCACUCCCGCCGCCACACCCCCACCCUACACUACCACCGCCGCCACCCACCACUGCCGCCACCGCUACCGCCCGCGCCUCCACCACAACACCACUGACGCCCACCCCCACCCCCAACCCAUCAUUACCACCGCCGGCAGCCCCCCGCCACCACCACCACCACCGGCACCACCAACACCACUGACGCCACCCCCCACCCCCACCCCAUCAUCACCACCGCCGCAGCCCCCGCCACCACCACCUACCACCGGCACCACCAACACCACUGACGCCGCCAACCGCUCAGGCCACCCCACCGCCGUCGGCGGCGGUGGUGGCGGCGGCGGUGACGCCGGAGCUCUGAGCGUGGGGCGCCGUCUUCGCGCCCCCUCCGUGAGCGGGGGCCGGGGCGGGCGAGGCGGAAGUUCGCAGCAGCAGCUUAGAAUCAUGCUGUGAAAAUGUGCUAAGGAAAUAAAUAUAUUAAAUAUAUU